This is a messenger RNA of Musa acuminata AAA Group (dessert banana), 476 nucleotides long. RefSeq lists its product as uncharacterized. NCBI's taxonomy places the organism in Eukaryota, Viridiplantae, Streptophyta, Magnoliopsida, Zingiberales, Musaceae. The record is from RefSeq and is a predicted model, not a curated record. The transcript has 3 exons. The coding region runs from base 128 to 382 and encodes 84 amino acids.
UUGGCCAUGAUCCGAGGCGUAAGUAGAACCAUGCACCAUCUAUAAUUCUGAUCCAUUAGAAUCCAGGAAAACGUCUGAUAGCCAUGAUUACAUAUCCUAACUUGGAUUCUGGUAGGAACUGGAAGCCAUGGUAGAUCCAACCAGGAACGAAGCGGCGGCAUUACGCAAGAAGAUAGACGUAGUCAAUCGUGCAUUGAAACCUCUCGGACAAUCCUGUCUGAGGAAGGAAAAAGAAUACAAAGAAGCUCUCGAAGCCUUCAAUGGGAAGAACAAGGAGAAGUCUCAGCUAGUGGCCAAACUCAUGGAGCUGGUCAGCGAGAGCGAGAGACUGAGGAUGAGGAAGCUGGAGGAGUUGAACAAGUCGAUAGAUUUCUUUCGCUAAGUCCAUCUGCAGGAGCAUUUCAGAUGGAUUUUUUCUACAGUAAUGUUUGAGAUCGGGAUUCCAAGUUCUGUUUCGGUGGGACGUCGAUUGUAAU